This is a messenger RNA of Mixia osmundae IAM 14324, 644 nucleotides long. RefSeq lists its product as uncharacterized. Lineage: Eukaryota; Fungi; Basidiomycota; Mixiomycetes; Mixiales; Mixiaceae. Bases 67 to 411 code for a protein of 114 amino acids. The record is from RefSeq and is a predicted model, not a curated record. The transcript is spliced from 3 exons.
AUGGACUACGUACGCAGGAUCGUUUGCUUUCGGUGAUGACUGCUGAUAGGGUGCGACAGAUGUACAAUGCAUGCUCCACGACUGCGCGUCGAGGAGCCCUCGAUUGGGCCAAGGAGUUCCACAAGGCCAAUCUGCCUGUCUUCGAGAAGCUCUACCAAUCCGUCCGUGACGGCUCAGAGACUCGCCGCUCGCUUGAAUUCAACGGUCGCAAGACAUACCACGAGGAUCUGGCCAAGGAAUUGGCCGAGAUUGACAACCAGGAGAUCUGGCGUGCAGGCAAGACUGUCAGAGGUCUUCGCCCAGAUGCCAAGCAGGAUUAGAGCGUCAGCGCCUCUGCUCGAAAGUGUGUUCUUGUUACGACAACAACAUUGUUUUGACGGUGCUCACAAGAUUGCACGAUUGGAGAGCUAGCUUUCUCAGCGACCUCGCUUGCCUCUCCCGCGGCCUCUUCCCCUCCCUCGUGCUCGCCGAUCUGGGUUGUCGCGCUGUGGACAGUCCUUGGCCAUGUGAGGUUCGCCGCAGACAUAGCAGCUAUACGUCGACGGUGUCGAUCCGGAAGUCAUCGCGGCGUUGCCGGACUGCUCAAUCCAUUCAAAGAACUUGCACUGACUGGCUGCAGAGACUUUUGAGCAUUUCCAGAACUC